Messenger RNA from Oryza brachyantha (malo sina), 845 nucleotides. Its product is annotated as pentatricopeptide repeat-containing protein At1g62350. The record is from RefSeq and is a predicted model, not a curated record. Gene Ontology annotation, molecular function: protein binding. The coding region runs from base 15 to 767 and encodes 250 amino acids. The transcript has 2 exons. NCBI's taxonomy places the organism in Eukaryota, Viridiplantae, Streptophyta, Magnoliopsida, Poales, Poaceae.
CGGCCCACUCCGAGAUGUUCUCCCGUCUGCUCCCGCGCCGCCGCCACCACCACCGCCUCCUCCUCCAAACCCUACCGCCGGCGGCCGCCGCCGCCGCAGUGAAAAUACUCCGACGGCUGCAGUGUUAUUCAGCGGCUUCCUCGAGCCCUAGCCUCUCGAUAUGGAGGCGGAAGAAGGAGAUGGGGAAGGAGGGCCUGAUGGCGGUUGCGCAGCUGAAGCGGCUCGCGGCGCUGCCCCCGGCCGGCGGGAGCCCGCGGCUGGAGCAGUUCAUGCGCUCGCACGUGUCGCGUCUCCUACGCACCGACCUCCUCGCUGUGCUCGCCGAGCUACUCCGCCAGGACCACGUCCUUCUCUCCAUGAAGAUAUAUGGUGUCGUGCGGAAAGAAAUAUGGUACCGCCCUGACAUGUACUUCUAUCGGGACAUGCUAUAUAUGCUAGCUAGGAACAAGAAGAUUGAGGAGACAAGGCAGGUCUGGGCAGAUCUUAAGUCUGAAGACGUUCUGUUUGAUCAGCACACCUAUGGUGACAUCGUUAGGGCCUUCUGUGAUGCUGGUUUGAUUGAUCUGGGAAUGGAAUUCUAUGAAGACAUGAGAAGCUCUCCAGAUCCACCCCUCUCAUUGCCAUUCCGGGUUAUCCUGAAAGGCCUGGUUCCAUAUCCUGACCUAAGGGAGAAGAUAAAGCAGGAUUUUCUAGAACUCUUCCCUGAUAUGAUUGUAUAUGACCCGCCAGAUUGCUUGUCAGAUGUGGAUGAUGAAUUCAAAUUUUAAUAUAUUACAUUUUCUGAAAUUCAUUUCUGAAGGCUUCCUGAAAAUACUGUGAAAAAGUACAGAAAGCUCAAUUGCUCA